Zootermopsis nevadensis is the source of this 4989-nucleotide messenger RNA. RefSeq lists its product as uncharacterized. The record is from RefSeq and is a predicted model, not a curated record. Lineage: Eukaryota; Metazoa; Arthropoda; Insecta; Blattodea; Termopsidae.
UGCUAAACUAAUGUUCGUCGUGUUUAUGGUUACAAAAUGGCGUUCGUUUGGAGGCUAAAGCAUCUUGUGCUGAAGUAGGAGUGCAGUUUGAACAAGAAGAUAUCUUUCACAAGUGACGUGACCGUGUGUUGCGGGAAAUGGAAGGUUACUCAAACAUUAGUGUUAAUCACGAAGACUUUGAUGAUUUAGACAUUGAAGGAAGAAUAACUUUGGAUGAAUGGAAUUGUGAAGAUAAAAGUCGCCAGACAAAGGAGGAAACUUCAAGCGAAUGUGAGGAGAAGCGUUUGCUGUCUGUCAAGGUGAAAUUGGAUGAAGGGGGCUUUGGUUAUGUGUUCUCUGUCAGAACAACAGAUCUUUCUGUUCGUUGGAGGUGUCACUUGUGCGAUGUUCUCAUUAUUGGGCAGAAACAUGUGGUCACGCACAUCCAAAGUAAAAAACAUCAGGUCAAGAUGGCACUUCCAUCACAUCCCACGUACAUGUUCACCAGGCUAGAGAGCAAGCCGUUAGUCGAGAUGCCGAAACUUGCACCAGGCGAACCGGUUCCACCGGGAUUUGAAGAUGUUGUGAAACGUGUAACACAGAUUCAAGCUACUUUGGACAACCAUAAAAGUUCACCACUCAUAGGGCUGGAAUAUCUCGUAGAAUUGGUACCUGACGAGAGGGGCAAGGAGCCUACGUACGUUUGCAUGUUAUGUGACAAGAAGGGAGACCCUCGUGUUGCGAUGGCGCAUAUCAAGAGUUACAACCAUCGCUCUAAAUAUAUUGGAAUUCACUUUCCAACAGCCAAUAAAGAAGUGUGCAAAGCAUUUCCAAGAUCUAAAGAAGGCAGAAGAGGAAUUGCAGAAAUUAUAACAAGAAUUUGCGGCAAAAUUGAGGAGAAGCACGGGCGUCUCCAGCCUCUGAUAGUUGAAAGGGAGACUUUUGAGGCUAAGAAGGACCAGAUCAUGAAACAGAUACAAGAUGAUCGCCAUUUCAAGGAAACGCCAGAUGAGACCUACAUUGAAAUGGUGGAUGUGAGUGUAUUAGAAACAUUGUCUGCGACUCCAAAUGCCACAGAUUUACCACUGAUGAUGAAGGAAGAAAAUGUUGCUCCAGAAUCAAAAAGCCAAUUUGUUAAAGGUAAAAUAUCUUGUGACCGAAGCAGACUGAGAAAUCGUGAUGCUGACGAUAAUGUAGCGGAAGAAAUUAAAUCUGAGAAGACUGAAAUUGAGGACAAAGAAUUCAAAGGGCCAUGUUGUAAGAAAUUGAAACAGCAGUCUGCUGAUUCAAGCAGAAAAUCUUUGUCAUCUGUAUCAAGUUUGUCAAGUUCAAGUUUGUCAAGGUCUCGCUCAAGGUCUCGUUCAAAAUCCAGAUCGAGAUCGAGAUCUAGAUCCUAUUCGAGGUCUCGCUAUGUUCGCCACGGUUGGAGGGAUGGAAGAUAUGGGAGGGGUCAUAGAUCUCACUCAAGAAGAUCUCGCUCUGGAUCUCGUGGCUGGCGACGUUCAAGAUCAAAAUCUCGUUCACGGAGAUCACGUUCCUUCAGUCCUUCUUCAAGAUAUGGAAGGAGAUUGUCCCCUGAUGGUAGUCCUGGGAGAGGUCGUUAUUACUAUCGCCAUUCACGCUCGCCAAAGUAUGGUCGUUCCCGUGACGGUCAAAGUGAUGAGAGAUAUGGCAGACAUCGAGACAGAUCUUCCAGAUUACACCCUCUUGAAUCUGAGAGAACAAAAUGGGUGAAAUUCCGUGUAGAUGUAGAUAAAAUGGAAUCUGAAUUGGUUAAGGAACUGAAGUUCCAUGAAAAGAAUCCAGAGAAGCAUCCUAUGUAUCCUGAGGAGUGGAAGAAGUUUUGGAAUCGAAGAUACAAGGAACUGCAAGCAGAUGGUAAAGAUCCCAGUAAGCAUGACUUUAAACCAGAAUGGAUUGAUUUUUGGAACAAAAGAAUAAAGGAGAUGUACGAAGAAGAAUUUAAGGCGAAGAAAGAGGAACUUAGGCUUAAGCUUGGUUUACCCAAGGAAGAGGAAAUACAGCCAUCACGGACGGUGCGAAAAAAGAGACCCGGGCAGGACGUGGACAUUAUAGUUCUUUCUCCUCCGCCUGGUAAUGAAGAUGAUGUUUUUAGGAAAGAUGUAACAGUGACUGACAUAAAGAACACAUGGAAAGCUUUGACUGGGGCUGAAAUAAAGGAUACGGCCAAACGUUCUCCAAGCCCAUGGGAGGAUGCAGAAAAUUCUUCAAGGUAUUCGAAAGGCUCGCCACCUAAUAAGAGGGUUCAAAGAGGAGGGCUAGUUUCUCGAGGAAGAGGCCGAGGUAGGAUAUAUGGGCGUAUCUUCUAUAAUUUAGACGAUCAGGAUGGGCCAGGAGUGGUAACAGUUCUGCGUCUGCUGACAGCAAUGGAAAGUCAGCUGGGUUCACUAGGACCACGUGUCAACUCAUUAUUAGCUACUGCUUUAUCUUUGGAGAAGGCUAGUCCUAACUCAUCCAGUGCCCUAUUGGCUGAUUCUGAAAACUUUGUUCUUUUAGAAACUGUGAAAGAAAAACUGAAAGGUCAACUUUUUGCAGGUAUUGUGGAGAGAAACAUGGUGAUGGCCACCAAGUCUUGCAUUCAGAAUUUAGCUGAGUUACUGGCUAGAGCAGAGGAUAGUAAUAGUAAUUCUAAAAUCACCCUGAAUUCUGCAGCGGCAGUGGCACCAAUCAGAGAGCCAUUGCCAUCAAUGGUGCCACCAAAACAAUCUCCCGCAGUAGCUCCUGUUACUGUUCCUGGUGUUGGUACCAUGGAUAAGGUUGCUAUAGCACAGCAGAUAGCUGCAGCUCUCGUGGCGCAGGGAAAGACGGACGUGACACAAGAAGAACUCGAACGACUCAUCAGCGCUGUUGUCGGAAUGGCCAAGGCUUCAACUGGCUCUGAACAUCCCGUGUCUACAGUUUCGUUUGUCUCUCACAUGAAGGUGCAGCAACAAGGCUCAGGUAGCCACGUCACAGCAAAUGCUUUUGUAGAGAACUCUGCUCUUCAGAAACUACUUUCAGUUGUCACUUCUGGCUCCGUUAGUUCUUCUGCCCCAGUAGGAGUGAAUAGUAGUGCCAGAUUAAAUGACCCAUCAGUUAACGCGCUUGAAAUGUUACAGUCGGCAUAUAAUGAACCUAAAAUAUCCCCACACGUUGAUGUAGCUCCUGCACAGUAUGUGAAUAGGUCGGAUAAUAUGGAAGGUUUGAGUGAACAAGAUUUGCGUACCCUUUUGCAGAACUUCAAGGAUCUGUCAUCAGAAGAGCAGCAAGGUCUCAUAACAUACCUAAAGGAAUUGGAAACAAAGGAUCCUGAAAGAGUUGAAAAGCUCAGGAAAUUUGUGAACCUUGACGGACCUGUCAUACAAAACUCGUGUCAGAAUAGUAAAAGCAGCUUUAAAGCCAGUGAAACACUUAACGUCAGACCUGAUGAGCAGUUAGGACGGCUGUCACCUUUCUCAUUGCGGAAAGGAGGAAUCAAUCCAUCUCAAGAACUAGGUACCUCAAAAAUUUAUGUUGAAGAUAGAAAGAAGUUGGACGAUUCUGACGAUGAUUAUAGUUUUGAAGACAUCUAUGCUGCGGCUUCCCAGAAUGUUAAAGAGAGAGAAAAAGCAGAGGAAGAGAAGAGAAGGCAGUUGUCUGACAGUGUUAAGAUGAAGGAAGAGAAAAAUUCUGUAGUAAAUAAGAAGAGUGACGAUCCAACUGUAAUACUGAAGGAAACAAAAGAAAUGAUUGCCAACUUGAUGGGCCAACUUCCAGCCAAGUUUAUUCAGAAACAGAAUACAUCUCCGGGCACAAGGAAAGACAGUCCUGCUGUGCUGGGGCCCCAUACACACGCGAUUGCAAAUAUGCAGGAAACAUUUCGUGAGCCAGUGAAGCCUGCUUUGCCUGAUUCAGAAGCAGGUCAUAAGAUUCAAGCUUUAGGAAGCGAAACAGCUAAAAUGACGAGACCAGUGCAAGCGGUGCCCACAUUGGAUUUUUCUCGGCGUGUGUAUCAGAAUUAUGGGAAAAGAGAUUCGUCGUACAGUAGCCAGUAUGGGGGGCAACAGGCUUAUCCAGCCAGCACACAAAAUUUUGCUGGAAAUACUAGUCAGUCAUUCCCAGGACAGCAGUCGGGCUAUUCCGACACCGGCUAUAGUCAGAACAGUGGGUAUUACGACAGCAGCGCGCAACAGCAGUACCCUCAGCAUGACUACAGCGCAGCGUACCCACAACAGGCGCCUAAUUCUGGUGGGUGGAACAGUUACCCAGACCAAUAUGGGCAGCAGUCAUAUCAGACACAACCCGUUUCGGCACCAUACAAUCAGUACCCCAGUCAGCCCCCAAGUUACUAUUAGCUGUCAGUUUUAUAUCGCUAUUUAUCCUGUAGGUUACAAGAGCAAGAUGUUGGCACAGCAGUGCUUUUGACUUUUCUGUGGUUUAACGUAAUUCCCACAAAUAUAUUUGUUUGGAAAUAAAUAUGUAUCAUUUCCUGAAUUUUUCUUCUUUCUUGUGUUUGCAAAGUUGAGCACUGAAUUUGAAAAUCAUCAUCAUGCAAAAAUGUAUUCUUGUCUCACUUGUUUAGGAAGACAAGUGACAUGUUUUAUAUUUAUAUAUAUAUGUAUUUAUAUAAAACAUGGCCUACAUAAACUGAUAACAUACAAUUUUUGUAUGUUUUUUUUUUCUCAUCACCUGUGUUAACAUUUAAGUAGUCGAAGGGGAACAUUGUUCCUAUUUAUAAUGUAUAUAAUUUUUUUUUGCAUCAGUCAACGUACGUUGAACUACGCGUGUUAAUAUUUAGUUCUUGUCAGACUUGAGGAUUUUGGUAUUAGAGGCUGGUGAGAUGGGCCAUUACUUGUGCAGGUAUUUCUUUUUAUCUUAAAGAAUUUGUCAUCGCUCGAUAUUACAGUGUUCUGUAGAAUUUGAGUAUAUUAUUGUAUUGAGUGUAGUAUUGAUACAGUAUGAAUAUAAACACUUGUCUUGUUUUUGUGGAAACCUGAAGAUGUGAUAAAAAUUUCGAGUUGUGGUAGUGUU